Molecule: messenger RNA, 1419 nt
Organism: Triticum turgidum subsp. durum (durum wheat)
Lineage: Eukaryota; Viridiplantae; Streptophyta; Magnoliopsida; Poales; Poaceae
Source: the annotation of a GenBank genome assembly
AUGCGCCCUUUAGAAGCCAGGAUAAAUAACUGCGCUGUUGCCCGGCCAGGCGCUGUGCCGACUGCCGGUGCCGGAAGAAGGAAAAACAAAGAUCCGGUUCGUCAGGCAAUCACCGGCAGGGACCUUCCUCCGCUGGAGCAGCGCAUGGCGUCGCGGCGCGCCGCGCACCGCCGGCUCAUGGGCACGUCGUCGUCGUCGUCCCCGGCGCCGUCGGGCGACGGCGAGGCGGCUGCGGGGCGCGGGUCGAGCCAGGAGGCGAUGAAGAUAAUGGUGUCCGUGCUGGUGGUGGUCAUCUUCUGCACGCUCUUCUACUGCAUCUACUGCUGGCGCUGGCGGAAGCGCAACGCCGUGAGGAGAUCGCUGCUCCAGAGCCUGCGGCCGAUGUCGAGCUCCGACCUGCCGCUCAUGGACCUCGCCUCCAUCCACGCCGCCACCGACAACUUCUCCAAGGCCAACAAGCUCGGCGAGGGCGGCUUCGGCCCUGUCUACAGAGGCGUGCUGACGGGCGGGUCGGAGAUCGCGGUGAAGCGGCUGUCGGCGCGGUCGCGGCAGGGCGCGGCGGAGUUCCGGAACGAGGUGGAGCUGAUCGCCAAGCUGCAGCACCGCAACCUGGUGCGGCUGCUGGGCUGGUGCGCCGAGCGCGACGAGAAGCUGCUCGUCUACGAGUACCUCCCCAACCGCAGCCUCGACGCCUUCCUCUUCGACGCAAGCAAGAGCGCGCAGCUGGACUGGAAAACCCGGCACAGCAUCAUCCUGGGCAUCGCGCGCGGGCUGCUCUACCUGCACGAGGACUCGCUGCUCAAGGUCGUCCACCGGGACCUCAAGGCCAGCAACGUGCUCCUCGACAACAAGAUGAGGCCCAAGAUCUCCGACUUCGGCAUGGCCAAGAUCUUCGAGGACGAGUGCAUCGAGGUUAACACCGGCCGCGUCGUCGGAACCUACGGGUACAUGGCGCCGGAGUUCGUGAUGGAGGGCGUGUUCUCGGUGAAGUCGGACGUGUUCAGCUUCGGGGUCCUUCUCAUCGAGAUCCUCGGCGGCAAGCGGAACGGCGCGCUCUACCUCGAGGAGCACGAGCAGACCCUCAUCCAAGACGCAUGGAAGAGCUGGACGGAGGAGAAGGCGGCCGAGUUCAUGGACCCGGCGCUGGGGCGGGCCUACUCCAAGGAGGAGGCGUGGCGGUGCUUCCACGUGGGGCUCCUCUGCGUGCAGGACGACCCGGAGCUCCGGCCGACCAUGUCCAGCGUACUGCUCAUGCUCAUCAGCGACCACAUGGACCUGCCCGCGCCGGCCAGGCCGCCCAUGUUCACCCGGCUGAGGACCUUCCCGGCGGCGAUGAUCCCCUUCUCCACCAAGACCGAGUCCACCUUCUCGCCCCAGUCCAUCAACGACGUCUCCAUCACCGUCGUCGAGCCGCGAUGA